UUGGAUCAGCGGGAAAAGAUAUCCCAUGGCAACCUGGGCCCGCGCGGGCUCCACCUGCGAGAUUGCGGGCGACGUCCUUACCAAGACGCGUGGCGGAAACUAUAACCGCCUCGCGACCACGGAGGAGACGAUGGCGGCAGGCGUGCACGAAUGGGAGGUGACGCUCACGGCCGGCGCGACUGCGAAUCAAUCGCUCGCGCUCUACAUCGGAGUCGCACGCGAAAAUCUUGACGUCGAGAAGGGUGGCUACAGCAAGCGUGGCGACGGCUGGUACAUCCGCGCCAACGACGGCGGCCUCUGGGGCGGCGGCCUGGAGAGCGCCGACUCGCAGGGCACGAGGGCGUUCGUCAUCGGUGACCGAGUGGGCGUCCGACUCGACACUGGCGACGGCUCCUUGCGAUUCUUCAAGAAUGGCGUCGCGUUCGGCGCCGGCUUCCCCGCGGGCAGCAUUGGCGGGCCGGUCGUGGCUGCCGCGGAGCUCGUUUGCCCGGGCCAGUGCGUCACCCUGGUGCGAGGAGCGGCGCUCGGGUAGAGUCGAGUAGAAUCUCUCGAGGCGUCGACCGUCGCCUG
Messenger RNA from Emiliania huxleyi CCMP1516, 570 nucleotides. RefSeq lists its product as hypothetical. The coding region runs from base 26 to 532 and encodes 168 amino acids. The transcript has a single exon. Lineage: Eukaryota; Haptophyta; Isochrysidales; Noelaerhabdaceae. Gene Ontology annotation, molecular function: protein binding. The record is from RefSeq and is a predicted model, not a curated record.